This is a messenger RNA of Wyeomyia smithii (pitcher-plant mosquito), 1759 nucleotides long. RefSeq lists its product as uncharacterized. The record is from RefSeq and is a predicted model, not a curated record. The transcript is spliced from 2 exons. Bases 268 to 1029 code for a protein of 253 amino acids. NCBI's taxonomy places the organism in Eukaryota, Metazoa, Arthropoda, Insecta, Diptera, Culicidae.
GGUGUAAGUAAGCGCGUCAGACAUACUCGUAACCGUGGCGUCGCUCAUAAAAACAAAUUACCAUUAGUUUCAUACGCGUGUAAGUACCGUGGAGAGAAGCUUCAUUUUUGUUUUGAUCCGUAUUAUUGUUAAUAGCACACACCCUGUCCGAUGCGUUGAUACUUUUUUCAAAUAUUCAAAGCAUUAACUCUAAACUGUUGCUUCGUACAAAUCUGUAGUAUCAAUUGAAGUGUCGGAUAAUUUCGUUGGAAAUAGUAGUGAUUCAACAUGAAUGAAUAUAGGAGUGAGAAACGACUGGCCUAUCUGUAUCCUCUUAUCGGUGCAUUAUCGUUUAUCUGCUGCAUAUCAACCGCCGUGGCAUGGCAUCACUGGCGUUAUGUGCUUGAUACCUGCGUGGAAACCAACUGCGGAUGCAUUCUCAAUGGCCUUUCGACUCCCACAUUUUUCACAGGUGGCCAUAUCGCUUAUUGCCACUGGGCCACUUAUGGACUCGUCCUGCCGAUAUUGUUUUGUGCUAUUUUUGGUAUUUUCCAUGUAUUUCGUGUCUGUUGUGGCAAACCUAGGGGUAACACUUCAACGGCCACGGUUCGCCAGAGAUCUGGUGAAGUUAUUGUGAUGACGACCAAAACCGAUGUAACUGAUGAGGAUGAUAUCAGUCCGUACUAUUGGAUCCCUGUUAGUAUUAUUGGAAGUUUUAUGGCGCUCUUCACACUGGUCCAUGCCGCAAUGUAUUUAGAUGGGUUUUUAUACAGCUGCAAACAGUAUCGUAAUGAACUGAUCAAGUAUAUGCAAGCUAGUGGACCCCUUGUAGCUGCUAUCCAAGGAAGAUUAUCAUGCGCUUCGGUAUUUGACUUUAUGGAUUACUUGCACCAAGAUGUAUCCUGGGAUCGUCGUCGUGAGGGCAAAAUCAACACAGCCGCUGCACUGAUCAUCGGACUUAUAUGCUCGUGGACUUGUAUCGCUCUUUGGAUUUGGACAGUAGUAGUUGCAGCUCAACGUGCUAGAGCUAGCCGUCGCGUUCGAGUUUAAAAUUCAACUUUUUCAUACCACAUGUUUUCUUGAUUACAACAUGUCAACUUUGCUUGCAUGAGCUAUUUAGACCCAUUUAGCGUCAGCAUUGAAAAAACGCAACAUUCCUCUCUCGGUUUUAAGGGAGUUCAAAUCGAAAAUAUCGGCUCGGAUCUUUAGAAAUGAUAAACUAUUUCAGAAGAAACCUUCUAAUCGUAUAAAUGGGUAUAGCGGUCCAAAUCUGCAACAAAAACACAAAUCUUUAAAAACUGAAUGUAAUGUUACAUGCCACAUAUUUUUGAGUUUCUACAUCUCGUUUUAUUUUGGAAGGCCUGACGAGUUUUCUGUUGCUGAGUUGUACCAUUUUGAAUCAAACUGUUAACAGUCUCAUUUAAAUGUGUGUUGCAACAUACACAAUGUAUAACAAUAAUGUAUAUCGAUCGCUUUGAUGAGCAAUCUGAGUCUUUUCGAAGUUUGAUGUAAGACAUCCAUGUUUAUGAUUCAUUGAAUGCAUACAUAUCCGCGUGAAUCUACCAUUAACACAACAAUAAAAUGCGCCAUUUACGAAAUAAUUAUAGCAAAUAGGAGGGUUAGCAUUGCAAACAAUAGUACAGACAGAUAACGAACAAAAAUCUAGUGCCUUAAACCUGGAGAGCAACACUUUUUAUCGUAACACCACCAAGACAUAAAUAUGAUAUAUGUUUACUUUCUUAAGAAUAGCCUUUGAAAUAUAAUAUAAUGAGCCAUUAAA